Messenger RNA from Amphimedon queenslandica, 1620 nucleotides. RefSeq names its product jerky protein-like. NCBI's taxonomy places the organism in Eukaryota, Metazoa, Porifera, Demospongiae, Haplosclerida, Niphatidae. Gene Ontology annotation, molecular function: DNA binding. The record is from RefSeq and is a predicted model, not a curated record. The coding region runs from base 1 to 1620 and encodes 539 amino acids. The transcript is spliced from 8 exons. Gene Ontology annotation, cellular component: nucleus.
AUGACGAAUGCUAUCAAAGCAGUUGAAGAAGAGGGGUUGACAGUUAGACUUGCAGCGGAGCUAUAUGGCAUUCCCAAAUCAACACUUUAUGACAGGAUCAGGGGAAAUGUUCAACAUAGAACUAAACCUGGCCCAGUGCCGUAUCUUACAAAAGAAGAAGAGGUUAUUUUGGCUAAGUUUUUAAUCAAAUGUUCUCAGAUUGGAUUUCCCCGCACAGUUUCAGAAGUUCUUGCACUAGUAAGACAAACAAUUCAGUCAAAGGAUUUAAGUGACGUCUCAAUUUCUUAUGGAUGGUGGCAGAAAUUUUGUAGUAGGCACAGUGAAUUAUCACUUCGUACUGCUGUGCCUUUAAGUCUUUCGAGAGCCAUGGCCACUGAUAAUAGUGUCAUACAAAAGUAUUUUGAUAUACUUGAAGAUACACUUAAAGAAAAUUCUCUAUUCAACAAUCCAACUCGCAUAUUCAACUGUGAUGAAACAGGACUCCCAUUGAAUCCUAAAUCUUUGAAAGUUGUGAGUGGUCGUGGAGCUAAGAAUGUCAGUCAAAUCACUGGAGAAGGGAAGUCUCAAAUCACAGUUCUGGCAUGCACUUGUGCAGCUGGAGUACCGUUGCCUCCAUUUGUAAUAUUUGAUCGUAAGACCUUUAAUGAUCAGCUAAUGGUAGGAGAAAUACCAGGUACACUUUACGGCUCAUCUCCAAAUGGAUGGAUCAGUAGAGAGCUGUUUUUGUACUGGUUUCGUAAGCUGUUUUUAACGAGUGUUCCUAGGGUACGUCCUCUCCUUCUCCUGAUGGAUGGUCAUUCUACUCAUUAUGGUCCUGACCUUAUCAAGAUAGCAGCUGAAGAGCAAAUUUUAAUAUUUGUAUUGCCACCCAAUACCACUCAUUUAACACAGCCACUUGACAAAGGGUGUUUUGGGCCAUUAAAAACUGCUUGGAAGGCUGUGUGUCAUGAGUUCUGCACUAAAAACCCUGGUCGUGUGGUAACCAGAUACGAUUUCUCUGUAUUAUUUGCUGAUGCAUGGAGAAGGUCAAUGACACAGAGAAACAUUGCAAGUGGCUUUGAAGUAACCGGCAUAUGUCCUUUCAACAGAAAUGCUAUUAAAACUGGCAAUGACAAGCAAGAAACCAUCAGCCGUUCACUGUUAGACCAGACUGGUCUAGCAUACAUACCGCUCUAUAGUCCAGACAUAAAGAGAACGAGGGAUCAUGAUUCUUCAUUCAAUUCUAGUCUCUUGGAGAGAUCACUUUCAGAGAAUGAUUUAUCUAUAGAGACAGUUGAACCCACUACAGAUAUUAGUACUGCAGCCAAAGAGAGCAAUAGAACUAAAGAAACAGAGAGAGUUAUAUGUACUGCUAAGGGGAGUAAGGGAAGUGUUAGAACUAAAGAAACAACUGUAAGUCCUGCUAAUGCAACUACUGCUAAGAAAAAAUCAGCUGAUUAUCCUACUGCAAAGAAGAGUGUUCAAAGUGCACAUAGAGUUGAUACAAGAAGGAGUGUCAGAACUAAACGUAAAAUGGAAAGAGUUGGACAAUGUACAGUGAAUAAUGGUAUUGCUAAAGAUGCAGUCCCUUCUACUACUUAUGCUACCAAAAGGAGUGUUAAAUCUAAAGGUAAAGGAUAA